Messenger RNA from Raphanus sativus (radish), 1263 nucleotides. RefSeq lists its product as uncharacterized. The coding region runs from base 190 to 1068 and encodes 292 amino acids. NCBI's taxonomy places the organism in Eukaryota, Viridiplantae, Streptophyta, Magnoliopsida, Brassicales, Brassicaceae. The record is from RefSeq and is a predicted model, not a curated record. Gene Ontology annotation, molecular function: ubiquitin-protein transferase activity; zinc ion binding. The transcript is spliced from 7 exons. Gene Ontology annotation, biological process: protein ubiquitination. Gene Ontology annotation, cellular component: membrane.
CGCGCUCCCAUAAUAUAAUAAUUAGAUUGAUUCUGAUUUUUUUCUCAGACCGAACACAGAAACAAGAAAAACAAAACACGAAGUUUUCGUUUGAGAGCUCAAAGGUUCCAGAUUUCAAAAGAGCUUCUUUUUUUUUUUUUUUCCAGAAUCAUUUCUAGAUCAAUAGGCGGUUCUGUCAUUGGUGAGAAGAUGUCGGAUCAUCUGAGUUUAUGUACGGAUCGUCUCAUAACGGGUGAGAGCUUGGAGUCAGAAAAGGAUUGUGGAGAAAGUUCUUGUCCUCAAGGCGGCAGAGAUGUGGCUUCUUCUUCUUCUUCUUCGUCUGCGUCUGUCGAUGAAGCUGAAGAUGCCAGGAAGUACUAUGCUGUUGUUGCUGCAGAAGAGGAACCGCUUCUCCAGUCUGUUGAGUGCCGUAUUUGCCAGGAGGAAGAUAUCACUAACAACUUGGAGGCUCCUUGUGCUUGCAAUGGCAGUUUGAAGUAUGCGCACCGCAAGUGUGUUCAGCGUUGGUGUAAUGAGAAAGGCGACAUUGUCUGCGAAAUAUGCCACCAGCCUUAUCAAUCUGGAUAUACAGCACCUCCACCUCCUCCUCCUGAUGAAACUAUAAUUCACAUUGGUGAGGAUUGGGAGACUGGAGUUCACUUGGACUUGAGCGACCCGCGCAUUCUAGCAAUGGCUGCAGCAGAACGUCAUUUCUUGGAAGCUGACUAUGACGAGUACACCGAGUCUAACUCAAGCGGUGCUGCCUUCUGUCGCUCUGCUGCUCUCAUCCUGAUGGCACUUUUACUGUUAAGAGAUGCACUAAACCUCACGACUAAUCCAGAUGACGAGGAUGAUCCCACUGCCUUCUUCUCUCUUUUUCUUCUUCGUGCUGCUGGUUUUCUCCUGCCAUGUUACAUCAUGGCAUGGGCCAUUGGAAUUCUCCAGCGCCGGAGGCAAAGACAGGAAGCUGCUGCUCUAGCUGCCGCGGAAGUUGCCUUCAUGAUACACGGUGGUGUGCCUCAACGCAGGGGACUUCAUUUUGCUUUAUCGCCAGAGCAGCCGCCAGUAUCCAACCCAACACCAGUCUGAUCCUUCUCCCAGCAAUGAUUCUCCGGUAAGACUAUUAAGACAAAACCCUGAACUUGGUUGUAAGAACUUUCCACCUACUUAUGCUUCUUCUUCACAUGUUUUAUCAUUUUGCUCGUAUGUUUAUGUUCUCUGAAUCUGUUAAAUGUUACUUCUCUACUUUUAAAUGUUGGCAAAGCUCUCGGGGCAUUAUGUACA